Molecule: messenger RNA, 1212 nt
Organism: Sphenostylis stenocarpa
Lineage: Eukaryota; Viridiplantae; Streptophyta; Magnoliopsida; Fabales; Fabaceae
Source: the annotation of a GenBank genome assembly
AUGGCAUGUCACGCUGUUAUUUCAUCUUCUCUUCGUACAACAAACUCCAUGGCCGUUAAGGGUGUCCUCUCCUUCGCAGCUAACCCUCCUCUGUUUCAUUAUCUUCCGAAAGCCGUCACUUUUGUUUCCCUUUCUGCCUGCACUAAACCCCCCAAGAAGUCAUUUCAAGUGAGAUCGGUUGCUGGUACAACAGAAGCUGCAUCAGGGUUUGAUGAAAUGAUUUCUGGGACUAAGAGGAAGUAUUACAUGCUAGGUGGGAAAGGAGGGGUAGGGAAGACAAGCUGUGCUGCUUCACUUGCUGUUAAAUUUGCCAAUAAUGGACACCCAACUCUUGUGGUUUCUACUGAUCCAGCACAUUCUUUGAGUGAUUCUUUUGCUCAGGAUUUGACAGGGGGGGCAUUGGUGCCAGUGGAAGGACCUGAUUUUCCACUUUUUGCUCUUGAAAUAAAUCCUGAGAAGUCUCGGGAAGAGUUUCGAAAUGCUUCUCAAAAAAAUGGUGGAACUGGAGUCAAAGACUUCAUGGAUGGCAUGGGUCUUGGAAUGAUUGCAGACCAGUUGGGAGAGCUAAAACUGGGAGAGUUACUGGAUUCACCUCCUCCUGGACUGGAUGAAGCUAUUGCGAUCUCCAAGGUUAUGCAAUUUCUUGAAUCACAGGAAUAUAGCAUGUUUACUCGAAUUGUAUUUGAUACCGCUCCUACAGGUCAUACAUUGCGAUUGUUGUCCUUGCCCGAUUUCUUGGAUGCAUCUAUUGGGAAGAUACUGAAGCUAAGGCAAAAGAUAGCUUCUGCUACAUCAGCAAUUAAAUCUGUGUUUGGGCAAGAAAAUACCCAACAGAAUGCUGCUGACAAAUUGGAGAAACUUAGGGAGAGAAUGAUAAAAGUGCGCAAUCUCUUUCGAGAUACCGAUUCAACUGAAUUUGUCAUUGUUACAAUCCCCACGGUGAUGGCAGUUAGCGAAUCAUCUCGAUUGAGUGCAUCCUUGAAGAAGGAAAAUGUUCCUGUGAAUAGACUUGUUGUCAAUCAGAUUCUUCCACCAUCUCCAUCUGAUUGCAAGUUUUGUGCUAUGAAAAGAAAGGAUCAGAUGCGUGCUCUUGAUUUAAUUCAGAAUGAUCCAGAACUUUCCAGCUUAUUGAUGAUCCAGGCACCACUCGUCGAUGUUGAGAUAAGAGGUGUUCCAGCUCUCAAAUUUCUUGGUGACAUUAUUUGGAAAUGA